GUCCGAUAAGGCUCAAAUGAUGAUCACCUUGCCGGCAAUUCUACAGCGGAUACAGGACAGGGAACGAUACGGCUUUGCAUAACUAAAAAAUCAAGAUGGCCUCCUCCCAAGAUCCAACCAGCCUGCAGGGUGCCGCAACCGUCCUUCUACAAUCCUGCGUUUCUUCGCUUGUCCUUACCUCUCUAAUCUCUGGUCGGCCAUAAUGAUAGGCUAUAGACACAGCUUGGCUCAGCAUACUACCCGAAACAUUGCAUCCCGAGACUGUACACACUGUUGCGAUUUGAAUAAUUCUUGUUUUGCAGAGAAGCAACCCAAAGGAGAAUACGCUUCGAUCGCCAUGAACCCAGGUCAAGUCACGCGAGAGCAAUGAUGAACAAUGAGUGACUCAUGACUUUCAUGUGUCUGGACGGUUAGACGGCCGAAUACGAAGUCGACUAAGUUUCCAGAGGGCCCAUGGACUAUAACUAUGUGGUGCGCAAACAUACACACUGAGACAAGAACCACGCUAUGAUGUCCUUCCUUUACCGCUGGUUUGGGCCCCUGUACGAUGCCAUUCUAUGUCCAGGCCUACCCUGGAGUAUUCGCUGGCGCCUUGUCGCAUUACAGCCAGUAGUCUUCCUUACCAAUGCAAUUCAAUAUUGGCGUGGCAUACGUUCGAAACAUCCCAAAACCACGAUCUGGAUUCCCUUGAGGCGUGCUCCGGGUCACUCCGUUCGUGCUAUUGUAUACCACCCCCUCGAGAAAGCGCCAAAUAAUAAACCGCGAGCUCUCCACCUCAACAUUCACGGCGGCGGGUUCCUUGGAGGUCUCCCCGAAGGCAACACGCCGUUCUGUGAUCGUGUCGCGGCAGAGACCGGGGCGGUAGUGAUAUCAACAUCUCACCGAUACUCCCCACGAUAUACUUUCCCCGUCGCGCACAGGGAUGUCCAAGAUGUAGCCGAAUGGUUGAUCGAAAACGCGGGGAGGCUUUGGGAUGCCGAUCCGAGAUUGUUGAGUGUGAGCGGAUUUUCAAGUGGAGGGAAUCUGGCGUUGGGCGUUGCGCAAUGGUUGGCCCGGUCGGAAUUCAACGUGAAAGCAGCGGUGAUGUUUUACCCACCCGUUGAUCUGCGGCUGUCGCCGUGGGAAAAGCCGAAGCCAGCCAAAUACCCUGAUACUGACCCUCUAGCUUUUGUUUUGCCCUUAAUGGACGCAUAUGCCGGAACAGAGCGAGAAAAGUAUCUGGAUAGCCCAAUACUGCAUCCCAUUCUCGCAGAUAUUGAGUCACUGCCACGGAAUAUGCUGUUUCUUUGUGCGAAGGUCGAUAUUCUUCAUCAUGAGCAAACAGUGUUUGUGAAUAGACUGAAAGACGAAGCUGUGGCCCUUAAUCGCGAGAUCAAAUACCCACAAGAAGCAUCUCAACAUCAUCCGACCGAUAGGGAAGGCCGAGUAUCGCUAGCGUUAGAACUUGAAUCAGCUGCUCGACGUCCUUAUCACAUUGAUGGCAUGUUCUUCGACGAUCAGAUACAUGGGUGGAUUGAGGUGCCUUCAAUGUUCAUCGAUACCAAAUUGAGAGACCAGGCCUAUAGUGAUGCAGUGCAGUUUCUAGACAACGUCUAUAUUUCCCAAGGAUAGGCAGGCUCCUCUGUGGAAUUCGAUGUAUCAGAUGUAAAACGUAUCUAGUUGGCUAUCCGGCGUGGUGCUAUAUCCCGGCGAACGAUUACGGCGAACGAGGGCUACAAGACACAAGUACUGGCCACGUCAGCGACUACAUUCCCACAACGCCUAGCUGCAGCUAGACUUAU
Aspergillus pseudonomiae is the source of this 1781-nucleotide messenger RNA. RefSeq names its product putative lipase/esterase family protein. Gene Ontology annotation, molecular function: hydrolase activity. The transcript has 4 exons. Lineage: Eukaryota; Fungi; Ascomycota; Eurotiomycetes; Eurotiales; Aspergillaceae. The record is from RefSeq and is a predicted model, not a curated record. The coding region runs from base 508 to 1611 and encodes 367 amino acids.